This is a messenger RNA of Chenopodium quinoa (quinoa), 1896 nucleotides long. Its product is annotated as zinc finger BED domain-containing protein RICESLEEPER 3-like. Lineage: Eukaryota; Viridiplantae; Streptophyta; Magnoliopsida; Caryophyllales; Amaranthaceae. Bases 683 to 1672 code for a protein of 329 amino acids. The transcript is spliced from 4 exons. The record is from RefSeq and is a predicted model, not a curated record. Gene Ontology annotation, molecular function: DNA binding.
CCACCCCGUACCCGCCCCGCCCCGCCUGACCCACUCCAUACCCGACCCAUACCCGCUUUAUACCCACCCCAUACCCGCAUAAGACCCGACUAGCCAUAGCAUAAUACGAUUAAAAAAAAAAAAAAAACUACACCUAAUGAAAUCUAACCCAGUAACCCACUUACCCAAUACCCACCCUCAUUCAGUCAUUCACAAAACAAAAACCCUAGCCUCUCACUGCCUCACUCUCUCCUCUCAGAGACUCACAGUCUCACUGCGCUGAAUCUCUUCCUCAAGCCUCAAACCCCUCUCUUCGAUCCUUCUUCUUCAACCUCGUGGUCCUCGUCUGCAAUCAAAUCUCUUCGAUCCUUCUUCUUCAACCUCGAUCUUGCAAGGCUGCAACUCAUUCAAUUUAGCCAGUAUGUAGUGGUUAGUGACUUAGUGUGAUAGGUGGUUAACUGGUUAUGCAGCAGCAACAAUAUAUUAACAUAGCAGUUACAGUAUGACAUUAUGCAUUGAUAGGCCUUUCAACAUGAUAUCUUCCGAUAGCUGUGCUAGAAGCAUGAUCUGCCUUUGCUGCUGUGCAUUGCUAAUUUGCUAUUAUUAAUUUAUUAUUGCUGUUUCUGAGAUGUCAAAUGUGUUCAAUACUGUAGUCAAUAUGUCUAGUGCAUUAAUUGUCUUUAUUUAAUUUUUACAGGGGAGAAUGACAUCUAAAAAUGAGAAUAACGCUAGUGUUCCCACUUCCGCUAGUAAUACUCCAAUUGCAAUAGAUGAUGAUGAAAGUCCUCUAGAGACUAAUUCCGAUCCUUCUCUCCUACCAAUUACUAGUAGGCAUACUUCGGCAGUGUGGUCUGAUUUUAAGAGAAAGAGAGUUGGGGAUGUGAUAAAAGCUGAGUGCAACCAUUGCUCCAAGCUACUUGCUGGUGGGUCAAAAGCAGGAACUACUCAUUUGAAAGAUCAUAUAAAAAUAUGUCCAAAGAGAGUAUGUCAAGAUCUUCGACAAACAAGAAUGUUUGGUACAAAAAAAAACUUGAAUGAUAAGAAUGACACGAUGACAUUGGCUCCUUACGAAUUCCACCAAGAAGAUGGAAGAAGAGACUUGGCAGAGAUGAUUAUUUUGCAUGAGUAUCCAAUUAGCAUGGUUGAGCAUAUUGGUUUUAGAAAAUAUAGCAAGACACUCCAACCUGGAUUUAAAGUGCCGUCUCGCAACACAACUAGAAAAGAUAUUAUGAAAAGAUAUGAGCUUGAGAAGGAGAAUGUUGCAACCUUGUUGAGGAAAGCAAAGGGUAAGAUUGCCUUAACUACUGACAUGUGGACAGCUGACAACCAGAGAAAAGGUUAUAUGGCGGUCACCUCACAUUUUAUUGAUAAUACAUGGAAGUUGCAAAGUCGGAUCAUAAGGUUUUUAUAUGUCCCCGCCCCUCAUACUGCUGAGGUUCUUGCUGAUGCUUUGAAAGAAAGCAUUCAAUCAUGGAAUCUUGAUCUUAGGUUGUCUUCUAUAACCGUGGAUAAUUGUUCAACUAAUGAUGCAAUGAUGGAAAUUUUGAAAGGAGUGUUUCCAUAUGGCUCACUUUUAUUGCGAGAUUGUGGAGAAUUUAAGGAUGAUGAAUAUGCUAAAUUAGUGGGAGAAUUAGAGGAAGGAUUUGAAACAUGUGAUAUCGAUUCUGGAACAAGUGGACUUUGCACCGAAUAAUUCAAGGCCUAAUGAAUUUCUUGUUAUGUAUUUGAAUAUUUGUAGACUUGUAGUUAUUUUUAAUAUUUGGACUUUGGACAAUUUGGAGUUAGUGUUUUUUUUUUUCUCUUAUGUACUACUAAUUUUAAGUUUUUUAAUAUGUAGUAAUGUAGUAUGUAUGCCUAAGGUGUUGCACUUUAUGAAAAUGGUUGAUCUUGCAGUGGUUUUUGUUGGAUUUGAGUUAA